AUGGCAGCAGCCGGUGGGAGCCCAGCUCAGCUCAUGACCGGGAGACGCAUCAGAACUACACUUCCUGUGUUGGAAGAGAAGCCACAGCCUGCACCUGUUGACAGACGAAGGGUUCAGGAAAGAGACGCACAGACAAAGUCGUCCCGCCGGAUCUACCACGGCCGCCGCCACUCUGCAUGUCCGCUUCCACCCCUUCAUCAGGGCCAGGACGUCAGGGUCCAGACUGGGGAGAGUAGGGCUGGAGAACCCCGGGUACAGAGGUCGUACCCGGUGGCGACGGACAGCGGCGCAGUGCCGCGGCCACACCGGAGACACCCGCAGGCCUUACCCCAGUCUGCACAUCGGUCUGACCGACAGGAGCCGCGGCCUGAGAGACCUACACCCCCGCCAAGUGGGCCUGCUCCCGCGGCCAGUCCUGCCCCUCAGCGACCGGCCACCAGGCCAGAGGGCCCCCGGCCGAGCCGUGGGGCCCGCACCCCCGCAUACACCGCCGCACGGCGGGGCACCGGGGACCUCCAGGGGCCCUGA
Messenger RNA from Gadus chalcogrammus (walleye pollock), 528 nucleotides. Its product is annotated as translation initiation factor IF-2-like. The transcript has a single exon. NCBI's taxonomy places the organism in Eukaryota, Metazoa, Chordata, Actinopteri, Gadiformes, Gadidae. The record is from RefSeq and is a predicted model, not a curated record. The coding region runs from base 1 to 528 and encodes 175 amino acids.